AUGGAACUGUGCUCCGCGCAAGACCUUUCAUAUCUCGGAGUUAUCAACAAAGAUACAAAGUUCAACCUGAAUGGUACCGGAUUCUGUGACGCUGCAAAUGCUACCAGGAAGUACGAGAACGCUCUAGCAGCUAUUGCGAAGUAUCACCCGACUUCUGAGACUGCUACAGCACUCGACUUUGCUGUCAAAGCACAGCCGCAUGCUGCACACAGUAUCCCGGGAGCACGCGCAAAUUCUAUUGAUGACGAUAUCACUGGCAAUUUAGAAAUUGGGGAGGAUCCAGAGCAUUUUGUGGUUCAUCUCGUUAGUAUGCACAAAAGCGAAUCAGGACAAUCUCGCAAGGAAUGGAUCGAGGAGCUUAAGAAGAUCGCGAACGACAAACUCAAAGAAGCUUCGCGUGUCAAAGCUUUGCUUAAGAUAAUCCGUUACGCAAUGAAACCUAUUCAGGUGAAAAGAUUGUCGUCCACAGCUGCUUCCUACGAUUUAUGA
Messenger RNA from Talaromyces stipitatus ATCC 10500, 489 nucleotides. RefSeq lists its product as uncharacterized. Bases 1 to 489 code for a protein of 162 amino acids. Lineage: Eukaryota; Fungi; Ascomycota; Eurotiomycetes; Eurotiales; Trichocomaceae. The record is from RefSeq and is a predicted model, not a curated record. The transcript is spliced from 2 exons.